Oryzias melastigma (Indian medaka) is the source of this 416-nucleotide messenger RNA. RefSeq names its product COP9 signalosome subunit 9 (gene cops9). NCBI's taxonomy places the organism in Eukaryota, Metazoa, Chordata, Actinopteri, Beloniformes, Adrianichthyidae. Bases 136 to 309 code for a protein of 57 amino acids. The transcript is spliced from 3 exons. The record is from RefSeq and is a predicted model, not a curated record. Gene Ontology annotation, biological process: negative regulation of protein neddylation.
AACCCGGACACUCAUUAGUGUGGCACGCGCGCUUUGUUUAUUUCCGUUCCGCUAGCUUGGCUCUGCGGGAUAAACGCAAAGCAGAAGCUUCGUUUAAUGAACAUUUCUGAAGAAAAAUACACAAUAUAGAUUAAAAUGAAACCUGCGGUGGACGAGAUGUUCCCUGAAGGAGCUGGACCGUACGUGGAUCUGGACGAGGCAGGGGGCAGCAGCGGGCUGCUGAUGGAUCUGGCAGCCAAUGAGAAAGCGGUACACUCAGACUUCUUUAAUGACUUUGAGGAUCUCUUCGACGACGACGACCUGCAGUGACGCCGGCCGUCCAACAUCCAGUCGUGUCCAUGGAGAUGCUGCCCCUCCCCCUUUGUAUGAGUGACUGACCAGAAAAUAAAGUUUUUGUUUGACAGAAAAAGUCUGAA